AGGACUCGGUCGGUGGAGGGGCGCGCAUUCAGGCGCCCCCAGCCCAGUGUCGGUUUUCAAACUUCGGGGAGCCUUCUCGGCCAUUGAAAUGCAAAUCCAGUCCUGAGCGCUCUGGCCAAUCCCCGAGGCUUCCUGUGGAUUACCUGGAGGUGAGCGCCCAGCCCGCGCGGCCUGGGCGGGAGGCGUGGUCGGCGGGCGCCCCAGCACCUCGGGCCCGGGCGCUGCGAGUUCGCCCUCCAGCCCGCGCGCCGGCCGCCGAGCGCUAGAACCGGGCGGGCGCGGCCGCAGGAGCCGGGCGGUGGCUCAGGGCGCGGCGGCCGCCCAUUGUUGAGCGCGGCUGGGCCCCACCGGCGAUGCCCGCCGCCUCUGAGACGGGGCGUCGAAGUUUGAACUUGGCUGCCGACCGGGGGGCGGAGGCCCGGGAGCGGAGAUGAGAUGUGUGUGCAGCCCAGGGCUUGGCAGAUGCUGGCACCCCUGACACAGGACACCUCAACUCUGACCCCCAACACAGGAAAGCAGCAUGGUCAGGAGGAGUUAAUCUUCGGCUGAAGCACAGGCGCAGUGAACCUCCAGGCCGACCUCACUCUUGGCAUUCAACCAAAUUUGGGGAGAUGAUGCAAAUAUCUCAGGGCACGAUUGGCACUCCUUGGCCUCAGAGCUACCAUUCCAGCUCCUCUACAAGUGACCUCUCUAGCUAUGAGCAUGCGUAUCUGAGGCGGAGCCCUGAACAGUGCAGCUCCCAGGGGAGCAUGGAGAGCCUGGAGCCCAGUGGGGGGUAUCCACCCUGUCACCUUCUUUCCCCAGCCAAGUCCACCAGCAGCAUUGACCAGCUCAGCCACCUUCAUCACAAGAGAGACUCUGCUUAUAGCUCCUUCUCCACCAGCUCUAGCAUCCUCGAGUACCCACCUCCUGGCCUCUCUGGCCAGGAGCAGGCAGGCUCCACAGACACUCCUCCUGCUCGAGGUGGCCUCCUGGAUGGAAUGCGGCAGGCGGACAUUCGCUAUGUCAAGACAGUCUAUGAUCCCCGAAGGGGAGUGUCAGCAGAGUAUGAGGUGAACUCAGCAGCCCUGCUUCUGCAUGGUCGGGAGGCCCGGGCCUCAGCAGAUGGUCAGAGCUAUGACAGGUGGCCUGGUGUUCCUCGGGCCAAGGCAGCACUGUCCCUGGCCUGGAGUCAGCAGAGCCCCAGUUCCCUGGAGACAGUCACUGACAACAUGACUUCUAAAGUGGGGGCCCCUCUGCCCCCUGCUAGAAGUGACAGUUACGCGGCCUUUCGGCACCGAGAGAGACCCAGCUCUUGGUCUAGUCUUGAGCAGAAACGGUUCUGCCGGCCUCAGGCAAACUCUUCAGGCUUGAAGUCACCCUUCUUGGAUGAACAGCUGCACACUGUGCUAGAGAAGAGCCCAGAGAACAGCCCCCCAGUGAAGCCCAAGCAGAAUUAUACCCAGAAUGCUCAGCCUGGCCAACCUCUGCUGCCCACUGGCAUCUACCCCGUACCUUCCCUGGAGCCACACUUUGCCCAGGUGCCCCAGCCUUCUGUGAACACUAAUGGCAUGGUCUACCCUGCACUGGCCAAGGAGAGUGGGUAUGUGGCCCCUCAGGGAACUAGCGAGAAGCUGGCUGCCUUGGAUGAGAACGGGAACCACAAUGGACCGAGCCGUCCUGGAUUUGCUUUCUACCAACCCCAGCAGCACAACUCAACAUCCCCAGGAGAGAGGAGAACUGAAAUGUCAGCCAAAUGUGUCCCUUACAAAGUUCAUUUCCAUCCAGUGCCUGAAAAUGAGGAGGAGGCCUCCAUGAAGAGACAGUUCUCACCUCUCCAAGACCACAGCCCACAUCCCAGUGAGUGGAGGAGCAGCAAAGCACAUUGUGAUUACCACGCCCUCCGAUCCCCUCAGGCUCAGGCCUGGAUGGCAGGUGAAGACAAAAGGUCAUUGAGGUCCUCUGAGCCUUGGGAGGGGGAUUUCCAGGAAGAUCACAACGCCAACCUCCAGCAGAGACCGGAAAGGGAAACCUUUGGCAGGACCAAGUCAGCCUUUUCAUCUCUUCAGAAUAUUCCUGAGAGUCUUCGAAGGUCAAGCUGCCGCCUGGAGAUGGGGGAAUCAGUCCUGGAGGGCCCCCAGAAUGAGGAGCCCCUCUCGGCAGUCAACACCAAGGCAGAGGGCUCUGGGAAGAAAGCUGCUCUGGAUUACUGGAGCCAUCUGGACAGGCCGGUUUCCUACCCAAGGCCUGAGGGGAGAGCCAGUGUCUUGGCCUCUUUCCAGAGCUCAGACCGGAGGUAUGAAGAGCCGCCCUCGCCAGCCCAGCCACAGACGUCCAGUCUGGGCCGGAGGAGGUUGGGCGCCGCCACGGCUCUGCAGGGCCUCCAUCCCGGGAGGCCGGGCUGCUCCUCGGUGCUGGAGAAGGUGUCCCAGAUCGAGCAGCGCGAGCCCGGGGGAGGCUACGGCCACCACCCCCGGCUUGGCAGGACUUGUGCGAGUGACUUCCAGGAGCCCAAAGGCCCUCUCCGUGACUCUGAAGCCACCACCGCCGAGGCCCUCGGUGACGGGGAGCAGCCCUUCAAAAACGGGGAACCCAGGCUGGAAGAGGUUUCCUGGCAGCCCUGUGGGCAGCAGCUGCGGCGCGGCCCCCCAGUCCAGGCUGGCGAGCCUCCGCAGCGGGACGCACGCCUGCUCCGCAGCCAGAGCACCUUCCAGCUGUGCAGCGAGGCCCAGUGGCCCGAGGAGCGGCCUGCCAGCCCUGAGUCGCCCCAGCCCGACGCCCCCUUGAGCCGCGCCUACCGUAACAGCAUCAAAGACGCACAGUCCCGCGUGCUGGGCGCCACCUCCUUCCGCCGCCGCGACCUGGAGCUGGGGGCGCCCGCGCCAGCCUGCAGGCCCUGGCGGCCUCGGCCCUCCUCUGCCCACGUGGGGCCGCGGAGCCCCGACGCGCCGGCAGCCUCCCCGCACACCCCGCACACCCCGCGGGAGCGGCACAACGUGACCCCGGCAGGGGACGACACCGCGAGGCCUGCGCUCCCCGCCGCCGCCCGCAGGGGGCCACGCCGCCGCCUGACCGCGGAGCAGAAGAAGCUCUCCUACUCAGAGCCGGAGAAGAUGAACGAGGUGGGCGUCUCGGAUGAGGCCGAGCUGGGCCCGCAGAGGACGGGGCUGCGGUUCUCAGAGAGCACGGUGGCCGACCGGCGCCGCGUGUUCGAACGCGAAGGCAAAGCCUGCUCCACGCUCAGCCUGUCGAGGCCCGAGCUGAAGCAGGUCCAGCAGAGUGCCCUGGCCGACUACAUCCAGCGCAAGACGGGCCGCAGGCCCUCCUCUGCUGCGGGCCUCCAGGAGUCGGGGCGCGCCCAGAGCACCUACCUCCUGCCCCGCCCCGAGGGCUCAGGCCUCACCCCGGCCUCCAGCCUCUGCUCUCUGCGGGAGCCAAGCCUGCAGCCCCGGCGGGACGCAGCCGCAGCCCUCCUGCGCGUCGCUGCAGUGGGGGCUGGAGGGGAACCCCCGCGGGCCCCCCGAGAUCGGAGCAGCUCUUUCGCUGGCGGUCGCCUCCUCGGGGAACAAAGACGUGGGGACCAAACCCCAAGGGAUCAGCUUAAUGGAGCUAACUUGAGUGGAACAAAGGGUACCCAGAGAGUGGACCGGAUGCCAGGGGAGCACUCCUCAUGGGGUGUCACCGCCCAGACAGCUGGGAAGUCCAAGUCAGCUGAAGACCUGCUGGAGCGCUCGGACGUCCUGGCUGUCCCUAUCCAUGUGAGGUCACGAUCAUCUCCCAUUGCAGACAAGAAGCACCAGGACAUGCUUUCAGGAGAAGGAAAUGGCUUCGGUUUUGUGAGGAAUCCAUGUUGUCCAGCUGGCCCUGGAUCUAGGUUACUCAGCUAUUCAGAAAAAGGCCAAGAAGAGAUGGGUUUACUCAAGCACCCCCCUAGCCCUCACUGGGGUAGUUCAGGCUACAACUCGGUCACCAGUUCCUUGGCUCCCACUGAAUGCCCUGGAGCUCUGGACCAUGAGGGGCAAGCCAACAGAGCACCUGGCCCCAGGCCGCUGCCCACGGGGACACAGGGGCCUCUCACAGACUCCAGGGCCAAAGUGCUGACCCCACUCAGCCCAUCUCCGCCAUCCCCAGUCCCCUCUAGCUUCUGUUCACCAGCAGCCAGCGACCCACCACCCAGAAGAGACUGUCAGGUGAGGAAGCAGCCUCUAACACCGUAUACCCCAGCAGUGACCCACAGAAGCAAUGGCCACGGCCUGGCCCAGGCACCCAGCCUGGCCCAGGCACCCAGCCCAGAGCCUGCAGCAGAGGGAGCAAGGAAGAGGGUCUCCCUGCCUCAGCGGCCUCCCCCAACAUGGAUGAAGUGGGCACAUUCUGUCCGUGAGGACAGUCUGCCUGAGGAAGCCUCCCCACCCGAGUCUGCAAACCUGAAGCACUAUCAAGGCCAGCAGAAUCUUCCAAGUUUAAGCAGCACUUCAGACCCAGACACACCCCUGGGAGCCCCAAUCACGCCAGGGAGGAUCUCCCUGCGAAUAUCCGAGUCGGUCCUACGGGCGACCCCACCACCACAGGAGGACUAUGACGACGAAGUGUUUGUGAAGGACUUGCACCCAAAUGCCACUUCCAUCCCCACCUGUGAUGCUCUUCCACCACCCCCACCCCCACCCCCAGAGCAGGAAAGCCCCGUGGGUAACUCAGCUGCCUUCCCUCCACCUCCACCACAAGUUCUGUACGAGGCACUGCUGGACAACGAGGGCUACAGGGAGCUCCACACUAGCAGCUCCAGCAAAGUUGCCAAGGUGACAGUUGCCAAGGAGAGGCCUGAAGCUGCCUGCUCAGUUGGUCUUCAGACACUGGCUUCCAGAUCCCAACCUGCUCUCCAGGGCUCAGAGACCAAUGAGGCCAACCUGAACCUCACCACAGAUGCUGUGGUCCAAACUGCUAGGCCUGAAGGAAAGCAGCCUCCUGUGCAGACCCAGAGCUUCGGCCACAACACAAUCCUUGAUGGGUCUCAGGAUAGAAACAAGAACAUUACCACAGGGCCUCAGAAGUGCACGGAAGAUAUCAGAACUGAGACACUAGCCAAGGAAAUUGUCCACCAAGACAAAUCCCUGGCAGUCAUUUUGGACCCAGACUCCCGCAUGAAGACAACCAUGGACCUGAUGGAAGGUCUGUUUCCCCAGGAUGUUUCUGUGCUGAAAGAAAAUGGCAUAAAGAAGAAGGCCAUGCAGAAAACUGUCUCCUGCCUAGGACAGGAAGGCAAGAGGAGUGAAGACAAGGAGCCAGUGGGGGUGUUGGUUAACUGCCCAGCCUACUAUAGUGUGUCUGCUCCCAAGGCUGAACUGCUGAACAAAAUCAAAACCAUGACAGAAGAGGUGAAUGAAGAAGAGGAGCAGGCAGAUGUCAAUGAAAAGAAGGCUGAGCUCAUUGGGAGCCUCACCCACAAACUUGAGGCCCUACAGGAAGCAAAGAGGAGUCUACUGAUGGACAUCAAGCUCAACAAUGCAUUAGGAGAAGAGGUGGAGGUGUUGAUCCACGAAUGCUGCAAGCCCAAUGAGUUUGACAAGUACAAGAUGUUCAUUGGGGACCUGGACAAGGUGGUGAACCUGCUGCUCUCCCUCUCAGCGCGCCUGGCCCGUGUUGAGAAUGUCCUUAGUGGCCUUGGUGAAGAUGCCACUAAUGAAGAAAGGAGCUCACUCAAUGAGAAGAGGAAGGUCCUGGCCGGGCAGCACGAGGAUGCGCGGGAGCUCAAGGAGAACCUGGACCGCAGGGAGCGCCUGGUGCUGGACAUCCUGGCCACUUACCUGUCGGCCGAACAGCUCCAGGACUACCAACACUUUGUGAAGAUGAAGUCAACACUCCUUAUUGAACAGCGCAAGCUGGAUGACAAGAUCAAGCUGGGCCGAGAGCAGAUCAAAUGCCUACUAGAGAGUCUCCCUGUGGACUUCAUCCCCAAGGGGGGCACCCUGGCUCUACCCCCCGGCCUCCAGGACGAGAAGAGCCCGCUAGGGGCAAGUGCCUCCAGCAGUCUUUCUCCACGAUAACCCCCCCUUUUCUCUCAAUGCUGUUUAAUCUGGAACAUGUUUUCACUAUAACCCCCCAUUGAAACUGUAUGGGCAAUGGGGGUUUUGCUAGAUGAAAGGAAGAAAUUCUGUCUUGGGAAAAUACCCGUAUUUCUUUUCACCUUUCAUGAUUAAUCUGAGAGUUUGAAUGCUGCUGGGAACUCAGUCCUUUCCUCCAUUGUGACUUUGUAGUAGUAAGGAAAAAGAAAAUCACUGGAAUUGUGAGAACUGGUUGGAGGGCACUUGAUCACUUAGCUUUUAACGGGUGGAGGGAGGCUCCCUAGAUUAGUGUGUCGCCCUCAGAACAGGUCACAGUGGCCUGUCCUGAUGACAUGUAUGAGCACUCAUGAAUGAAGGGCAUGCAGCGUAAAGCCUUAAAAACACACAGGAGGAAACAACAACCUCCAACACUUAUUUAUAUAUAUAUUUUUUAAAUGAAAGAUCAUGUUUGUGUGUGCUAACCACUUAUUUGUUUUUGUGGUGGACAUAGACAUUUAUGUUUGAACUUUGUAUUUUGUGAAAAACCUAAUGAAGUGAAUUCCAAAGAUAGUCACUGAGCAUGGACACGUGUUUUUCCUUGACUGCUUAUGUUAAACUGUAUAAGGAGACAGGGGCAUCCCAGUUACCCCACUAGCCUCACCACUUCUGCAACAAGUAAAGUAUACCUUCCCCAGAAUCUGCUUCAUACAACACAGUCACACAUUGUUUCCUCAUUGUGAUAGGAAGACAGAGAUUUAGUCCAAGAACAAGCCAACUCCAAACAAAAUUCAUGCUGUGCUAUUACUGAGGGCUUCUCCACAAGAUUUUUGCUAAGUGUAGUCUGGUGAAUUUUAUCAGUGUUUUACUGAUUUUUUUUUUUUUUUUUUUUUAAUGAGAGAAAACUCAGGGCCUCGUGCACACAGGUCAGACCCACCCACUGUACCACCUCCUGGGGCAUUUAAUGAUGUUUUCCAAUAAAAUUUUCCUAAAAUGUUAAAAUGAUUUUGCAAUCCUGGUCUUGAGUAAUAACAUCUAGAGGCCAAUGACCCAAUACUUUGAACAGAUGGUACAUGCCAAACUGCAUUUUUAAUACUGUUUUUCUUUACCAUGUGCUUGGUUUGGACUUGUAAGUACUCUUAACAGUCUACCAGAUAAUUAGGAGAAUUAGCUAUUGGAUUGUUGGAAAAGUUGUAACUCAUUUUUGCAUAGAAAAAGUACAUUGGGCAGGGGAGACAGCAUAAUGAUUAUGCAAACAGACUCUCAUGCCUUGAGGCUCCUAAGUCCCAGGUUCAAUCCCCCACACCACCAUAAGCCAGAGCUGAGCAGUGCUCUGGUGUUUCUCUCUGUGUGUCUCUC
Erinaceus europaeus (western European hedgehog) is the source of this 7373-nucleotide messenger RNA. RefSeq names its product shroom family member 3 (gene SHROOM3). NCBI's taxonomy places the organism in Eukaryota, Metazoa, Chordata, Mammalia, Eulipotyphla, Erinaceidae. Gene Ontology annotation, cellular component: cortical actin cytoskeleton; adherens junction; apical plasma membrane. The record is from RefSeq and is a predicted model, not a curated record. The transcript is spliced from 10 exons. Gene Ontology annotation, molecular function: actin filament binding. Gene Ontology annotation, biological process: actin filament organization. Bases 612 to 6020 code for a protein of 1802 amino acids.